AUGGAAUUUGCCAAUUAUGACGACUAUGAGGACUAUCAGAAUCCCUUUGAUGGAAUGGAUUAUGAUGGUGUCAUGGAAUGGCUUGAUGCGCAUAUGGACGAGUUGGAAAGUAACGGGAUUGAUCCAGAACACUUUUUGAGGGCGAUCAAGGAGGAGUUCUCCAUGCCAAAUGGUGCUGGUGGAGCCGGCGCUAGUGCUACCCCUGCUCCCCUUUCGACGGAGGAGAUUCUCCACAAACUGCCCAUCUUCUUGGGCCAAUGUUCUGGCCAAGUUCUUUCACAGGCGUUUGAUAAUUUCAUCUUCCCGGCUGUUCUUGCUGUCAUGCUUCAGAUCUUCGCACACGGAGGAAUGGACAUUCCAAUCAGACACACAAUGUCCUUCAUUUCCGGCUUCAUGCUCCUCGUCAAAUUCCACACAGUUGCUCUUGGCGUCUUCGCCCUUUCUUUUGUCAUGUUUUGGAUCAAUAUCGCCUCGGCAAUAAGCAAGAAAUAUCUCGUCAUUCUUCUCCCUGCAUCUGCUCUCGUUGCAGAGCUUUUUACAGGGGAAAGUUGGGGAGGGCUGAGAGGACCGAUGUUGGUUUUCUUGCUCAAGUUCUUGUCGGUCGUGCUAACGGAAGAUUUGACAGUGGACUUGAAUGACAUGAGUCAAGUGAUGAGUUUGAUGGGUUAUUAUUUUCAUCCAGCUACGAUGUUACUUGGGCCUUGGAUUCCCUUCAGUUUGUACAAGAAAAGUAUCGAGACGCCAUCAUUUCGAAUCACCUCGCUUAUUUUGAUCAUCCCUGGCGCUCUAUUUCUCAUUUUCUCCACUUGCGUUUCGUCAUUAUUCGAAAAGAGCACCGGUUGGAUUGGAGAAGUUAACGAUACAAUUUCUUUUCACUGCAGCAACUACUACAUUCUUUAUUUCACACAAGUUCUUGUUCUUCUUGCAGGAGCGCAAACGGCUAAUAAUUUCUGCAGUCCGAUGAAGGUGUUCUUUCCAUUUGAACUUUACGAGGUCUGCCGAGCAUGGAAUUACCCAGUUCACGAGUUCCUUCGAAAGCAUGUUUUCCUCCCUCUCAAAGCAUCUUCCUCCACCUUCCGAGCGAUUAUGAUGACUUUCUUUAUAAGUGCGAUCCUACAUGGCUUGAAUUUCCCGAUUUUCGCUACGCUCAUGAUUCUGGGACUUGGAUCCUUUUCCGAAUUCGAGUUUCGUCGAAAAGUUGGUACGAAUUUCAACCUUCCACGAAUUCUCCCAUCGUCCAUUCAAGCAAAAAGAGCCGCGAAACUUGCGAAAGAUCCUCCUAUCAAGAAACCUGGCGAUUCUGACACCUCUGAAGCUUCGGACGAAUCAUUCCUGAGAGCGUUUAUUCAGGCCUUUAUCAAUUUUUCUUUUCUUUUGCUGAAUUAUUACCACUUGUUCUUCGUCGGAAGCGUUUUGGAAGCCAUGAUCUCCCGAUGA
Oikopleura dioica is the source of this 1437-nucleotide messenger RNA. The record is from the annotation of a GenBank genome assembly. NCBI's taxonomy places the organism in Eukaryota, Metazoa, Chordata, Appendicularia, Copelata, Oikopleuridae.